Molecule: messenger RNA, 2241 nt
Organism: Olea europaea var. sylvestris
Lineage: Eukaryota; Viridiplantae; Streptophyta; Magnoliopsida; Lamiales; Oleaceae
Product: probable rhamnogalacturonate lyase B
Exons: 19
Coding region: 1-2241 (746 amino acids)
Biological process (GO): carbohydrate metabolic process
Molecular function (GO): catalytic activity; carbohydrate binding
Source: RefSeq, a predicted model, not a curated record
AUGUUGAUGGUGAUUUGGAAAAGCGAGUCAAUUGUUGAGGAGACUUCUAACAGUGGUAGUCUUUUUUCCUCUAUAAAUAUCAAUGUUUUCAAAAUCGGAUUAGACAUUGAUCCACAGAAAAAAAGAGGGUCAAUGGGUCAAAUUGAGGUGUUCAUCUGUCACAAACGAGGUAAAUUUAGAAAAAGGAAAAUGGGAAAGGUGCAGGUUGGAAGGUGGAAAUUUAUUGUCUGGUGGCUGGGAAUGAUGCUUCCGUUAAUUAAUAGUAAGACUUUGAACGGAAGAGCGCCACUGAAAGCCAACAUUCAAGACGAUUCACCCGCCAAUGGCGUUCAAUUGCUUCGACAGAAACAGCAAGUUGUAAUGAAUAAUGGGAUUGUCAGCAUUACUGUGACGGAUCCAGGUGGUUUUGUAACAGAUAUAAGGUAUAAAGGGAGCGACAAUCUGCUAGAAACCCAAAAUGAAGAAGACAAUAGAGGGUACUGGGAUAUUAUUUGGAACAAGCCAGGAGAAAAGGACAACCUGGACAAGUUGGUAGGGACAAGUUUUAAAGUCAUUGUGCAAAAUACUGAUCAAGCAGAGAUUUCAUUCAUAUCAACAUGGGACCUUGGAGUUGCAACAGCUCCCCUAAAUGUUGACAAAAGAUAUAUAAUGCUGCGUGAUUCGCCUGGAUUUUACACGUAUACUGUGCUUGAGCGUCUAAAAGGAUGGCCAGCUUUUGACAUCCAAGAAGCAAGAGUUGCGUUCAAGCUUAGAGAAAAUAAGUUUCACUACAUGGCUAUGUCGGAUCAGAGGCAAAGGCUUAUGCCAAUGUCUGUGGAUCGUCAGACUGGUAAGGUUCUUGAUUAUCCAGAAGCUGUUCUCUUGAAGAAUCCAACUAAUCCGACGUUCAAAAGAGAGGUGGACGAUAAGUACUUGUACUCGUGUGAUAACAAAGACAACAAGGUUCAUGGGUGGGUAAGCAGUGAUCAAGUGCCAAUAGGGUUUUGGACGAUAACACCCAGUAACGAAUUUCGUACUGGUGGACCAUUAAAACAAGACCUUACAUCUCAUGUUGCUGCUACUAUGCUUUCUAUGUUUUUCAGUACUCAUUACGCCGGGGAGGAUUUAGCUCCGAAAUUUCAAAGUGAAGAGUAUUGGAAGAAGGUUUUUGGUCCUGUCUAUGUCUAUCUUAACUCUGAUGUUAGAGCCAAACAGAAUCCUUCUGUUCUCUGGGAUGAUGCAAAACAUAGGAUGUUUAAGGAGACUGCUAGCUGGCCAUAUAACUUUCCUCUUUCAACAGACUUUCUUAAAUCCAACCAGAGAGGAGCUGUGAGCGGCCAAUUAUUAGUUCAUGACUGGUUCAUUAACAAGAAACCUGUGGCGGGCGCCUCCGCUUAUGUGGGCUUGGCAGCAACAGGAGCCGCGGGGUCGUGGCAGACAGAAAGCAAGGGUUAUCAAUUCUGGACACAAGCAGAUUCCAAGGGAAAUUUUGUCAUUAACAACGUCGUACCUGGGACUUAUAGUUUGUUUGCAUGGGUCCCUGGUACAAUUGGAGAUUACAAAUAUACUUCAGACAUUACCAUCAAACCAGGAUCUAAUAUCAAGUUAAGAAAUGUAGUAUUUGAGCCUCCGAGGGCAGGUCCCACACUGUGGGAAAUCGGAAUUGCUGAUCGCACAGCUGCAGAAUUUUUCAUUCCAGAUACGAGCCCAUCGAUAAAGAUCCAUUCAUAUGCAAUUUCUGGCGAAAAGUUCAGAGAAUAUGGACUGUGGACUCGUUACAAGGAUCUAUAUCCUAAGAACGACCUUGUUUACACAAUUGGUCGCAGUGAUUAUAGAAAGGACUGGUUUUUUGCUCAUGUUACAAGGAAUGUGGGAAAUGGUGUGUUCAAAUCAACCACAUGGCAAAUUCAGUUUGACCUGAGAAAUAUUAACAAGGGAGCAAAUUAUACUCUCCAUGUAGCAUUGGCAUCGGCUACCGGGGCUGAAAUGCAGGUGCGCUUUAACAAUCCAAAUUUAGCUGUUCCAGACUUCAGUACGGGACAAAUAGGCAAGGAUAAUGCGAUUGCUAGACAUGGAAUUCAUGGAUUAUACUCUAUGUACAGUAUUGGGAUAGCUGGGAGUCGGCUAAUUGACGGAAGAAACACGAUUUUCUUAACACAGGCAAGAACCGCAGGACCCUUCAUAGGAAUCAUGUAUGAUUAUCUCCGUUUUGAAGGGCCUGCACUACACGUCCCCGCUAGCACCAUAAAUAUUGGUGCCUGA